Molecule: messenger RNA, 1839 nt
Organism: Chironomus riparius
Lineage: Eukaryota; Metazoa; Arthropoda; Insecta; Diptera; Chironomidae
Source: the annotation of a GenBank genome assembly
CCCCUAUAAAAGUCCUGGCAAAUUUGAAUUAACUAAGCAUUGUAGUUUUGCGCUUUGUGGCAUUUACAAUUCGCGAUUUCAAUUCUUCUUGCUGAUUAAUAACUUUAAAUUAAUUCAAAAUGUGUGACGAAGACGCUGGAGCACUCGUUGUUGACAAUGGAUCAGGAAUGUGCAAGGCCGGUUUUGCUGGAGAUGAUGCACCACGUGCUGUCUUCCCAUCAAUUGUUGGACGUCCACGUCAUCAAGGUGUGAUGGUUGGUAUGGGUCAAAAGGAUUCAUAUGUCGGUGAUGAGGCACAAAGCAAACGUGGUAUCCUCACAUUGAAAUACCCAAUUGAACACGGCAUCAUUACCAACUGGGAUGAUAUGGAAAAGAUCUGGCAUCACACUUUCUACAAUGAACUCCGUGUUGCACCAGAAGAACAUCCAGUUUUACUCACAGAAGCUCCAUUGAAUCCAAAAGCCAAUCGCGAGAAGAUGACACAAAUCAUGUUUGAAACAUUCAACUCACCAGCUAUGUAUGUUGCAAUCCAAGCUGUUCUUUCACUCUACGCUUCCGGUCGUACCACAGGUAUUGUUUUGGACUCUGGAGAUGGUGUUUCACACACUGUUCCAAUUUAUGAAGGUUAUGCUCUUCCACAUGCCAUCCUCCGUCUUGACUUGGCUGGUCGUGACUUGACUGACUAUUUAAUGAAGAUCCUUACUGAACGUGGAUACUCAUUCACAACCACAGCUGAACGUGAAAUCGUUCGUGAUAUUAAGGAAAAGUUGUGCUAUGUUGCCUUGGAUUUUGAACAAGAAAUGGCAACAGCUGCUGCUUCAACUUCACUCGAGAAGUCAUAUGAAUUGCCUGAUGGACAAGUUAUCACAAUCGGUAACGAACGUUUCCGUUGUCCAGAAGCUCUUUUCCAACCAUCAUUCUUGGGUAUGGAAUCAUGUGGUAUCCACGAGACUGUCUAUCAAUCAAUCAUGAAGUGUGAUGUUGAUAUCCGUAAGGACUUGUAUGCCAACACUGUUCUUUCUGGAGGUACCACAAUGUAUCCAGGUAUUGCUGAUCGUAUGCAAAAAGAAAUUACUGCCUUGGCUCCAUCAACCAUCAAGAUUAAGAUCAUUGCUCCACCAGAACGUAAAUACUCCGUCUGGAUCGGAGGUUCAAUCUUGGCAUCACUCUCAACCUUCCAACAAAUGUGGAUCAGCAAGCAAGAAUAUGACGAAUCUGGCCCAGGCAUUGUCCACAGAAAAUGCUUCUAAAUUAAGAAAUCAGCUUACAAAUUCAAUCAAUUUUAUUUUACUAAUGCACACAAACUGCCAUCCUUCGUGUGUUGUUGGCUCUUGGCUUUUUCUUUUAACUUUUCUCUCUCGUAUCAUUCAAAAAAUACACAAAUUAUUUAUAUUACUCAAUUACAAUCUUUGCUUUAAGAUGCAUGGAUGAAUUUACGUCAACUUAAGGAAUUUAGACGUUAAUUAAUUUUUAAUUAAAAGACAAAUAGAACGAAGAAAAAUAAACAUUAUAUUUUAUUUUGAAAUUCAAUUUAUCGCACAUAGUCAUGCGAUAAGUAUGAAUUGAAUAUACCAUAAUUUUUCAUAGUCAUUGCAACUAUAAUUAAUAGUUGCCAAUGUUCAUUAUGUAAAUGAAGAAAUUAAGCAGUACUACAUCUCACUGCAAAAUGCAUACAACAUCAAGAAUAAUAAUAGUAAAUAGCAAUCAACUACUACACAUUAAUCUACAAAAAAGGGAAAUGAAUUUCUUUCGUGACAUCUCUUUUUGAUUUUUCAUAGCAGAUAUACAGUUUUUCUCACAUUUUCAAGUCGUUAUUUAAAUUAUUUAUAAAAUAAAAUU